Messenger RNA from Strongylus vulgaris, 270 nucleotides. Lineage: Eukaryota; Metazoa; Nematoda; Chromadorea; Rhabditida; Strongylidae. The record is from the annotation of a GenBank genome assembly.
AUGGAAGAGCGACAAAGACUGUCACAAGCAAGAGGUGCGCCUGCAACUCGUCCACUAGCCAUAGACCGUUUUGAGACACGCAUCCGUCAAGCACGUGCAGUUCCGCUGCAAAACGACAGUAUUGAAAGAAUGGCUCGAGUAUACGGUAGUAGUACGAUGACAAAUGGCAGAUCACCUGUGAGAGUAAAGGCCGAGAAGACUGUCGUGUCCGGAGAUGGUAAACGGUGUGACUGCCUAGGAAAGCAUCUGCUAAUCAAGCAAAAGUCUUGA